GUGGGAACCAUCUGAUAGCAGGUAGACUUUGCCCUGAAGGGAACUAACCCUACAGAAAGAGCAGCAGGGCAGAUUCCUGGCCGUCACAGCUGAGUUUUCGUGCCUCAGUUGAUGAAAAGACCUGCCAACUUUUGGUGGAAUGAACCCGACAAAUGGCAGCACUAAUGGAGGUUAUGGGUCUAAUCCCCCUCCUUACAAUCCUCAGGAAUAUGGACACAAUCCUUACACAGGGAUGAGAUAUCAGGUAGGGAAGGAGAACAUUUCAGUGAUCUCCCCUCCUGUCACCUAUGACAACAUGGUCCACCCUACAGCCAUGGCAGCAGCUAGAGGCGGCCAGCAGUACGAUCAACCUCCACCUGACUACUCCCAUGGCUUAGAGGAUAGCGGCUUCAGUGACGCUGCCGUACGAAGAGGUUUUAUAAGGAAAGUCUACUUAAUCUUGAUGAUUCAGCUGCUGGUGACUGUCGGCAUCAUCUGCACUUUUCUUUACUGGGAGACUCUCAGGGAAUGGACAUGGCACAGCUACUGGUUCUCCUAUUCCAUGAUGGGGGCGGUCUUCGUGCUCAUCAUGAUCCUGUCCUGCUGUGACAACGUCCGCCGUCAAGUCCCCCUCAAUUUCAUUGCCCUGGGCUUGUUUACAGUUGCAGAGGGCCUCAUGCUCGGGUCUGUGACAGUGUACUUUAAUGCUGAAGCCGUUCUGUGGGCUGUGGGGGCCACAGCGCUGGUGUCCUUCGCCUUGACUCUCUUUGCUAUGCAGUCAAAGUGGGACUUCACCGGGAUAAAUGGAAGCCUGUGGGUGUUUGCCUGGACCAUUCUGUCAUUCGGCUUGCUUUGUGCGAUCUUCCGAUCACAGUACCUUUCCAUCCUGUAUGCCUGCCUGGGAACCUUGCUGUUUUCUUUAUAUUUGGUGUUUGAUACCCAGCUUAUUCUUGGUGGGAAACACAGGAAGUAUCAAGUCUCUCCUGAAGAGUAUGUUUUUGCUGCUCUCAACCUCUAUCUGGACAUUGUCACCAUGUUCCUCUUCCUGCUGCAGCUCAUAGGGCUGUGCCGCUAACAGUGAGCCUCCUCUGACACACAAUCUUCAGUUUUGUUUUUUUUUUUUUUGCCUCUUUUUAACAGGGCCUUAGAUUCACUGCCCCGGCAUGUGUUUCUACAUAGAACCUAUAAUUCAUUCAAUUCACAUUUGAUUCUGUUAAUAAGGCUUUGACUUGUCGUUUUCAGCACAGAACGACAAACAGACUUGUGGUUGAGAGCAUCAAAUUGUAUCACUUGUCCUGCCUAAGAAUAGUUUUUGGCAAAUUCCAGAAACCAAACUAACUCCAUUAAAGAAGCUGUCAACUUCUGCACUCCAAAAGAAAAAAACAGGCGGUUGCUCUGUGAUUUCUUCCUCUCCCAAAGUGUUUGCUUAGAAUGUAAGCAUCUCAAUGACCAAUAAUAAACACAAAAUAAAAUCAAAACUCAACACGUAGUUUAUUGACGUCACACAUCAAACAUUUUUCAUAUAAAGAGGGAAUGUAUCAAGUAUAGACUAUGAAAGUGCAAAUAGCAUUUCAAGGAUUAGUUGCUUUACAAUAGAAAAUCUCAGUGAGUUACAAAAUGUUAUAUGCCAUUUUAAAAUAAAUCACCUGGACAUCAGAGGUGAAAUACAAAGGAAGUACAAAUCCCAUUUAGACUUAAACCCAUUUCAUGCACAUCAUACCGUUACACUGUUUAAGCCAUUUAAAAUGACCAGGCUCCGCUAACAUUAUGGCACUCACAGUUUUACAACUUCAAGACACUUUUGAAAGCAAUCACUACCUUCAGGAUUAAUGUGGCUCCACGUCUGCUAGAAACAAAAGGUAAUUUACUUCAGUCAGACAUUAGCCUGUACAAAAACAUAAUUAAGUCUUAAAGGUAAAACACUCAUCAGUGUGUUUCCUUUCAUAUUGGUUAUACACAAUCCAUUCUCUUUAAUGGAUCAUUUUUUCAAAUAAAUACCUACUUCAUAUUGCAACUUUCCUCCAUUUUAGUGUCUUCAGGUAAGAUACAUGUACAGUAGGUCAACUCAUUCCAAAGUCAAUACAGUGAUUUAGUUUCUUAAGAACAACAAAAAAAAAAAGUUUCAAACUUGUAGGGCAAGACGUCUCUCUGCACAAAACAGAGUGGACUGAAGUCGAACCUUUUUUCAAAAAUAUUUGGGAAAAGAUUUGAACGUACGACAUAAACUGUUAACCAUUAUAACAAAUCAUAUAAAAUUAGUGUUAUUUGUUAACAAUACACUACUAGAACAAACAAAAACCCUCAUGCUACACACUUUUUAUGGGGGGAGGGGGGGAGCUCAGGAGCUCAUGUUUGCAGUCUAUUAACAUGAUGAGAGAAAUAACUUUAAGGUAACAGGUGCUGUUUUUUUUGUUUAUGUUUUUUUUUUUUUACACUGUAAAUACUGUGUAUAAUUAGCACUCA
This is a messenger RNA of Scatophagus argus, 2442 nucleotides long. RefSeq lists its product as uncharacterized. The coding region runs from base 140 to 1054 and encodes 304 amino acids. The record is from RefSeq and is a predicted model, not a curated record. NCBI's taxonomy places the organism in Eukaryota, Metazoa, Chordata, Actinopteri, Scatophagidae. The transcript is spliced from 11 exons. Gene Ontology annotation, cellular component: membrane.